Mya arenaria is the source of this 2465-nucleotide messenger RNA. Its product is annotated as methyltransferase-like protein 25B. The record is from RefSeq and is a predicted model, not a curated record. NCBI's taxonomy places the organism in Eukaryota, Metazoa, Mollusca, Bivalvia, Myida, Myidae. The transcript is spliced from 11 exons. Bases 188 to 2098 code for a protein of 636 amino acids.
UUUGUUAAUUUAUGCUUUUAUAUGCAUUGUCAACUGUUUCAUGUAGUCUUUGGAUUUUAGAGAGGCAGAAAAUUUUAAUAUAUGAUAAACAGUAUGUUGAUGUGUUGAAGAAUACAACAAAUAUUUGAAGUUUAACAUAAACAUGCAUGAUUUCGGACGUGUCAUUAGUUUUCGGAUAUAAUUUGUAAUGGCUGACUCAUCACAGAAAGGAAGCAGUGAUUGUCCAGAAAGAGAUGCAAACUUCAAUGAUGUUCUCAUUUUCUUGGCCAAGCACCAGUGGCUGUUUGAUUUCAAACUCACCCACAUCUUUGUGGAUAAAAUAUGGGAACACAUUCCAGAUGAGUGGCUUGAGUUGUUCCAGACAUUGCCAGUAGAAGAUCUUGCAGGCAUUCCAGAUGGAAUAAUACAGGAAGGAUGGCCAGUGUCACUGAAAGAGUUUGCGACAACUUGCUUACAGUUCUCAUUGAAACGAGAACAAACUACAGACUUCCCGCAAUGCCUAGAUCAAAGAAAAACAAAACAAUUUCAGACAAAACCCAUUGAAAGUGAAAAUGUGAUAGAAAAAGUCCAGCUAGGUAGUAAGAUGUGUAAAAGGAAAGCCACAUGUAGACCUCUAGAUCCUGGUGAUAUUCCCAAGGAAAUAAAAAAUGGGAUGGCACCAAAGAAGCUGCAUGAGGUGUGUCACAUGACCAGCUUGGUUGCUACGCUAACUCAGAAAACAGGAAAUGAUGUCAUUGUGGAUGUGGGCUCAGGACUGGGAUACCUAGGCCAGGUACUACAUCAUUACUGGGGGUUUCCCGUACUUGGCUUGGAGAGCAAGCAUUGUCACUCCACUGGGGCAGACAAACGGACAGCAAAAUUGGAUGAAUGCCCGUAUCUCAGCAAUGUGACAUGUGAGCUAACUCCAGAUGAACAGUCGAAGGCAGAGUUCUCUGACCUGUUCCAUGAAUGGUAUUCUAAGAUAAGGGAAUUCAAAUGUGUUUGCUCUAAAAGUUCAUAUACUAAAUUGAAAGAAAGUGACAACUGUUGUAGAAAAGAAUGCUCAAAUAUCCCUGAACUUUGUGAUUCUUCCCCGUAUAGUUCGGGGAAUGACAAAAAUUGCAGUAAUUGUUGUAACAAAUUGUCCUCAAAACAUUGUGAUUUGUUGCCAGAUAGUUCAGGGACUGCUAGUGAGGAAGUUGGCAAAAAAAACCCAGAAGACCUCUUAGUGAGCAGCUCUGAUAUAAAUGGUGCAACACAGAAAAGUACUAAGUCUGCAGAAAAUUGUGAAAACAAUGAACAUUUUUUUGUUGAUAUUCAAAAAGAUUCUCCAUACUGUACCAUGCACAAUAACCACAGUUGUCCUGGUAACUGUCAUCAUGGCAACAGUUGUCAUGGAAACAAUUCUGAUGAGGCCCAGGUGUGCAUGAUAGGACUCCAUUGUUGUGGGGACCUAACGCCGACAAUGCUAGAACAUUUUGUGAACACCGACUGGAUAACCUCCCUUGUUUGUGUCAGCUGCUGCUACCAUCGCAUGGAAUACGCUGAUGAACUGGAAUUACAUAGAAAGUUCCCCCUCAGCUCUGGUCUGAAAAAGUCACUUGGGAACAUUCAGAGUGUUUAUCCCAGGUUCCGGUUAUCUCCUUUUGCAACAAGGCUUGCCGCUCAAGAAACAAGGGCACGGUGGCGCGACCAGACACCAACAGACCACAAAACCCACACACUUCAUGUGGCAUACAGGACCAUACUGGAAAUCUGCUUCAAUACUGGGCCAUUUUAUUUGAAGAAGACAGCUAGGAAACUGGCGCAUAAAGCUGAUUUCUCUUCCUUCGAGACGUAUAUCAAGGCUGUGGCUACACAUAUAGAAAUACAAGAAGGCUCAAGUGUUCGAGACUUUGAGACUUCCAUGCUGAAGCUGUGUGAGAGCUACAAACAGUAUUUCUGCCUUAUUGAGCCAGUUACUGCUCUGCAGUUCCUCCUUCAACCAGUGUUGGAAUCCCUCAUUGUACGUGACCGCCUUGCCUGGUUGGAAGAACAGGGUUACCAUGGCAACGUUAUCCCGGUCUUUGAUGACUUUCUGUCUCCAAGAAACCUUGCUAUUGUUGUGACAAAAUCUUAAAAAAUAUUUAUGUGUAAAAUGUGCAAAAGUGACAGCAUUAUUUGUGUAUUAUCUGGAUAAAAAUCAUUAUGACUAAGGAAUAAUUGUCUUUUCAAUCAUGUAUGAAGUGAAAGUUUUAAGAUGACAUACACAAGAAUGAUGAAAGGAAAAAUAAAGGAAAAAAUCUCUGUUGCAAUUUGCCAGAAGGCUUAUCAGAGUUAUUCAUAAGUGUAUAAUUCUGCUUUUUUCACGGAGAGCAACUUCUUUGUAGUUUAUGAGACACCUUUUAUGGGUAUGGAAAAGAAUACUGCAAAAAAAUCCAGCAAUUUGUUAUCCAUUUUCAUAUACCAUAGGUAACCCUAUAUAGAAAUUGUGAUUUCUCUUCAUA